AUGGGCUCCACGUGCCUGUCGUGCGGCGAGGGCGCGGUGGUGGCGGAUCCGGACUCGGGCGCGCUCGUCUGCACCUCCUGCGGCGUCAUCCAGGACGCCGGCGGCGCGGAGUUCGUCCACCAGUCCACCUUCAACGACUCGGGGGGCCUCGAUCUCCGCGUCUCCUCCCUCGUCCGCAACAGCUCCGACUCCGCCUACCGCGACCAGAAGCUCGCCGUCGCCUCCGCGGGCAUCACCUCCACCGCCACCCGCCUCGGCCUGUCGCCGGCCCGCGCCGAGGAGGCGCUCCGCAUGGCCAAGUCCGCCACCGACGGCCAGCUCGCCACCCCGGGCAGCGCCUUCCUCCCCGCCCUCGCCGCCGCCUGCACCCUGCUCGUCGCGCGGUCGCACCACCUCCCGCUCUCCCUCGCCGAGGCCGCGGAGGCCGCCUUCUGCUCCGCGCCCGCCCUCGGCGACCUGGUCUCCCGCGUCGCCGCCCAGCUAUCCCUCCCGCCCCUCCCCUGCUUCGACUACGCCGCCGCGCUCGACCGCGCCGUGCAACUCUCGCCCUCGCUCAACGCCGCGGCGGCCCACAAGACGGACGCGAUUCUCGCCCAGGCCCGGUUCCUCUUCCGCUGCGCCUCCAAGUGGUCGCUCACCACCGGGCGGUUCCCGCUCCCCCUCGUCGCGGCGCUGCUCGCCUUAUCUGCGGAAGUUAACGGGGUCACUUCUCUCUCCUUGGAGGACAUUGCCCGGGACAUCUCGGCGGGAUUGAGGACCAGCCUCCGCCGAUACAAGGAGCUCGUUGACGCGCUGGUGCAUGUCGCGCGCCACCUGCUUCCGUGGGGCGCCGAUGUCAAUGCCAAGAACCUGCUCCUCAACGCUCCAGUCCUGCUCCGGCUCAUGGAGAUGCGGUCACAGUCGGACCCUUCUGAAGAGUUUCUUGAGAUCUUCGCUCCGAACAUUGCUGCAAUUGUGCAGGCGUACUCUAAAGUUGACGACGACGAGUCCAAAUACCUUCAGAUUACUCCUGUCAGUGCUGAUGACUUUGAUUUCGAUAGUCUUGAGCCAGAGGAGAAAGAAUUUGAAAACCAGGGUAUCUCAGAGAAGGGCCUAUCAGAUGCUUACAAAAAUGUCCUAAAUAGGCUUGCCCAGCUACAGAAACUUGGGAAGGUUGGUAAAGGUGCUGACAGGAGGAAGCGAUUGAAAGGAGGACUGGAGCUGGAGCCGUGUAUGGACGCAGUGAAUAGUGGCUGGAAAAAGGAUAUGCUGCUGGAGGAUGUGGUGGAUAUUGACAUUGGCUAUGAUGCACCUCCGCCAUCGUUUACUGCUGGUUUGGAGUUGCAGAAGGAGAGGAGAGCACGUAUUGAAGCUGCCAAGCAGCGGAUUGAUGCGAUUAGGAAGGCUACUGCUGCUCCAGCUGCAAAAGCAAAUAAUUCAGAAUCAGAAGAUGUUGUAAGAAACGAAUAUGUCUCUCCCCUGCAAAAAUUGACCAGGAAGAAUCGAGGGGGAAAGAAGAUGGAUGAUAUAGAUCAUAUCCUUCUCAGUGACAAUAUGGCAGACAGUUCAGGUGCCAGGAAAAAGAGACGAAGAAGAGGUUCCUGUGACGGUAUUGAUUGGGAAGAUUGCAUUAUUGAGCUCCUGCUACUGCAUGGUGUAAAUGAAGCUGAGAUCGAACAAGGCCAGUACAGAAGAUUGUUGGAGUUGCAUGUAUUCAGUGCAUCUAUAACAUCAGCGCUGAUUACUCUCUUUGUAUCAAAUAUAGUUGCAGCAGUGUGCAUCCCUGUUGUUGCCUCUCGAUAUUUGUCAUUUCCUUUAUGCGUUUCACAAUGCACCUUCAAUAUGAAUUUGACUGUUCCAAUAGUCAUCCCAGUUCUACUCAGCUUCUUUUUGGAUGAUGGUGAGACUUUCUAUGCACUAUUAUUGCCAUCACCUCGGAAAGAAGAACCAACUGCACCAACAUCUUCUGAGGAGCAACAGGAGGUUAUACUCAGCGAGGUGGAGGAUGAAAAGCCAAAGGACGUUGAUUUACUUCCAGCCUCAGAGAGGCAAAAAAGGAUGGCAGAAUUGCAGACAAGGUUAUUUCAGGCAGCUGCUGUUGGUGCUGUCAGGGUUAAGAGGAGGAAAGGUCCACGGAGAGGAGAGGAUUUCACACUGAUGCAAGCGCUCAUCAAGGCAGAUUUCUGGCUUCUAUUUUUCUCUCUUCUGCUGGGCUCUGGAUCUGGUCUCACUGUGAUUGAUAAUCUUGGGCAAAUGAGCUAG
This is a messenger RNA of Miscanthus lutarioriparius, 2241 nucleotides long. The record is from the annotation of a GenBank genome assembly. NCBI's taxonomy places the organism in Eukaryota, Viridiplantae, Streptophyta, Magnoliopsida, Poales, Poaceae.